Molecule: messenger RNA, 777 nt
Organism: Panicum virgatum (switchgrass)
Lineage: Eukaryota; Viridiplantae; Streptophyta; Magnoliopsida; Poales; Poaceae
Exons: 2
Coding region: 59-448 (129 amino acids)
Source: RefSeq, a predicted model, not a curated record
CCAACCCACCAACCAACCCGACCUCAAAGGAGUGCUCGAUCAAGAGCUCGGGCGAGCGAUGGAGGGCAACAAGGUCGUGCAGGGAGUGCUAGAGGAGGGCGAGAAGAGAUGCCUCCCGGCGAAGGGGAAAGCAGAGGAGUCCAUUGCGGCGGCGGCGGCAUCGUCUCCGGCAGCCGUCCUCACCUUCCUCAUGCGGCCCCUCUCGCUGCUCCGCCACGCCGCACACGGCUGCGCCGGCUACCUCGGCGGCCUCGCCUCACGCCUGAAAGUGAAACGACCUGCUGCCGCCGCCGCCGAUGCUGCUGCUGCUGCUUGUCAGCCUCAGCAAGAAGAGGGAACCGUCGAGGCUGCAGCUGUUGUGACUGAAGAAGAGGUGGUGGUGGUUCAAGUGCGGUCGAGAGGGCUCAAGGAAGGCAGGGGUGGCAAUGGCGGAAAGCACCACAAAUAGUCUCUCCGUAUGCUUCUACUUAGGGGGUGCAAAUUAGUGAUCUUUAUAUGCAUCUCCAAUCCUCCUAGUUCAAAGUUUUAUACUAAUUUUUUAAAAGUAAAUAUGAUUUUAGAGAAAUAGUACAAUAUUUUGAAUUAGAGAGAGUUAGAGAUGCACUUAAGGAUCACUAAUCGACACUCCUACUUCUACUGUAUAACCCUCCUGCUGCAUUAAUCUUCAUAGACGACACAUGCUCAAUGAAAAUCAGGAGCAGAGUUGGUGUACGAACUCUGAGUUUUUGGAAUUGCAUCACCUCGCCACAACCAUAAAAAUAAACUAGGACUUACUGG